AUGUCUGCCAGAAGUUUUCUUAACCACAACUUGCCUCGAGACAAGAUGAGAGCAAAAGUCACUGGUCGGCGUAAGCUCUCGGCCUCUGUAAGUAAGCACGGCCUAACUAAACCUAAGUCAAAGGGCUUACUUAAAUCUAAGUCAGAUGUUAUUACUAGUCAGUCGUCACCCGUUGUAAUUGGUCAGCAGCUUAAUAUGUAUGCAUUUGACGAUUGCAAUGACUUUAUGCUAAAGUUUGGCACUUUGAUAUCAAUUCUUGGAAAUUUAUUCGACAGGAACAUCUCCGAUAUUCCUUCUGAAGAAUGUAGGCGUCUCGACCCACUUGUUCAUCUGGUCGCCAUUGAAUCUAGUGAUAGACAAAAGCGUUCUUACAACUUUCUUUUAAAAAAAUGUUCCUCUAUCUGCCCGGCCAAUUGCUGUUGCGGCCAAUUUCCUGUAUUUCUGUGGGUUCAACUACAAAAUAGCCGAUGCCAAACGCUUGUCCUCCCGUAGCAAAAUCCACUCGUCUAACUCAAAUUAUUUUAAUCAAUCGAGGUUGACACAAUCUUUGCCCAUGGAGAUCGUGUCAAUGCGUGCCUGGAAAAUGCCCAAUUUUUCCUGUCAUGAUCUUACUCCUAUGGAGCGUAGAAUCGGGUCUCUCUUUUCACAUAAGCCCACUGCUUCUCAGUCUAAUGCUCCCCAACUCGGUCAUAAUACAAGUGGCCGUGAGGAUUCAGCUUGUCCUACUCCUGCCACAUCUGACUCCCUCUCUCCCCUUACUCCUACAUCUCCAUCUCACUCAAGCCACUUGACGCAUUUGCCUGUCCCUGAAAUUGCAGCAGCAGCAGCAGCAGCAGCAGCAGCAGCAGCAGCAGCAGCAGCAGCAGCAGCAGCAGCAGCAGCAGCAGCAGCAGCAGCAGCAGCAGCAGCAGCAGCAGCAGCAGCAGCAGCAGCAGCAGCAGCAGCAGCAGCCCCAUUUGUCGUUUCUUAUCUUCCGGGUAGCCCCGCUGGGACACAUGAAAAUCCGUCAACAUCAGCUAGACCGAUAA
Spirometra erinaceieuropaei is the source of this 1028-nucleotide messenger RNA. Lineage: Eukaryota; Metazoa; Platyhelminthes; Cestoda; Diphyllobothriidea; Diphyllobothriidae. The record is from the annotation of a GenBank genome assembly.